AUGGCCGCCGAACGCCCCGACAAGAAGGAGAAGAAGGAGAAGAAGGAGAAGCGCACCAGCGAAGAGGCCGGUGUGAAGAAGGACAAGAAGGAGAAGAAGGAGAAGAAGGAGAAAAAGGACAAGCUCGCCGCGGCCGUCGAGGACAAGAUCCAGCAGGAUGCCGCCGCCAAGCCGUCCAAGAAGGACAAGAAGGCUGCUGCCGCCGCCGAGGAUGACUCCGACUCCGACAUGGAGGACGGCGACAAGGCCGCUGAGCUGCCCCUCGAGCGUACAGUGGUGUCCUUUGCCAUUCCCGUCGCUGACGAGAAGGGCAUGAAGAAGGUGUACAAGACGAUCCGCAAGUCCGCCAAGAACGGCACCCUCAAGCGCGGCGUCAAGGAGGUCGUCAAGACGCUCCGCAAGUCCCCCGCCGCCGGCCCGUCCUCGACCUCCUUCCCGGGCAUCGUCGUCAUCGCCGGCGACAUCUCGCCCGCCGACGUCAUCUCGCACAUUCCCGUCCUGUGCGAGGACCACAACGUGCCCUUCAUCUUCGUCACGUCGCGCGCCGAGCUCGGCGCCGCCGCCAAGACGAAGCGCCCGACGUCGGUCGUCAUGAUUAUGCAAAAGCAGGACGGCAAAAAGGCCAAGAGCAAGAAGGAUGACGAGGAGAAGGACGAUGGUGAAGACUUUGGCGAGGCGUACGCGUCGCUGGCCAAGUACGUCCAAAAGGAGUACCAGAAGCAAAGUUUCUGGGCCAAGGGCGACUCCAAGGCGUUGUUGUAA
Messenger RNA from Akanthomyces muscarius, 762 nucleotides. RefSeq lists its product as uncharacterized. Gene Ontology annotation, cellular component: ribonucleoprotein complex. Bases 1 to 762 code for a protein of 253 amino acids. The transcript has 2 exons. Gene Ontology annotation, biological process: ribosome biogenesis. Lineage: Eukaryota; Fungi; Ascomycota; Sordariomycetes; Hypocreales; Cordycipitaceae. The record is from RefSeq and is a predicted model, not a curated record.